AUGGCGAGCGUUCAGCAAGGGGAGAAGCAGCUUUUUGAGAAGUUCUGGCGAGGAACCUUUAAAGCUGUGGCCACCCCGCGUCCCGAGAGCAUCAUUGUCGCCAGUAUCACGGCCCGCAAGCCUCUGCCAAGGACAGAACCCCAGAGCAGCCCUCUGGUUCCAGCUCAGGAUGGACCCUCGGAGAAGCUGAACCAGCAUCUGGCCACUGAGGCCUUGGGCACCAACAGCUGGGAGAGAGACAAGGCCUGCCGGGAGCUCAGUCCUGCCAGAGCACGAAGUGCCUCCCGAGACAAAGACUUGACGCCACCACCUUCCUCCAGGGGGAAGAAGAAAAAGAAGAAAUCCACCCGGAAGAAGAGAAGGAGGUCCCCGUCAUAUAGUCCAUCGCCUGUCAAGAAAAAGAAGAAGAAAGGCUCCAAAAAACAUAAGCGACACAGGUCGUUCUCCAAGAAGAGAAGGCACAGCUCCUCCAGCCCAAAAAGCAGAAGGAGGGAUGAGAAGAGGCACAAAAAACAAUCACGAAGCCGGCCCCGAAAAUCUCACCGUCACCGUCAUCACCAUUAUCCUUCCCGGUCCCAGAGCUCCGAGUCCCACUCCUCAAGCUGUGAGAGCAGGCACCGCGGCAGGUCCCCCGAGGAAGGGCGGAAGUCCCGCCGAAGGCACUCCCACCGCUGCUCCAGGACCCUCGGCAAGGCCAGCCCCGAGGCCCGCUCCAGCCACCCGCCCAGCCAGCCCCUCCGGAUGCUCAGCCUCCUGUCGGCCAGGGGUGUAAUCACUGGGUCGGGGUCUGCAGCUGACCUCUUUACCAAAACAGCCAGCCCGCUCACCACCUCCAGAGGACGCUCCCAGGAGUAUGACUCAGGCAAUGACACCUCUUCACCACCCUCCACGCAAAUCAGCUCAGCCAGGUCGCGGGGCCAAGAGAAGGGGAGCCCCAGUGAGGGCCUCACCAAAAGCCGGGAGCUCAACUGUGGCAACACCUCUGAUUCAGGGAACUCCUUCACCACCUCCUCACCCCAGAACAAGGGGGCCGCUUUGGAGAAUCUCUCCCCCACCAGCAGGGGCAGAGAGUCAAGAGGAUUUCGGUCGCCAUGUCUGGAAUGCGCAGAAGUGAAGAAGUCCAGUUUGGUCCCAUCCACAGCCCGGAGCUCCCCCAUGAGAGGGUGCUCCCGCAGCCCCUCCUAUGCCAGCACCCGUUCUUCCAGCCACUCCUCCCGAUCCCCAAACCCCAGGGCUUCCCCCAGGUACACCCGAAGCCGAUCCACCUCCUCUGGAAAAAGGUCCUACUCGCGCUCUUCCAGCUAUUCCUCCAAGUCGGGCAAGAGGAGCCCACCCAGCAGAAGCUCCCGAUCGCGCCGCAGCCCCAGCUACUCGCGUUACAGCCCUAACAGGGAGCGGGACCCCAAGUACAAUGAGAAGGACUCCCAGCAGCGGGAGCGCGAGCGAGCGCGUCGGAGACGGCGGUCCUACUCGCCCAUGCGGAAGCGCCGGAGAGACUCCCCGAGCCACCUGGAGGCGCGGAGGAUAACCAGUGCCCGGAAACGCCCCAUCCCCUACUACCGGCCCAGCCCCUCCUCAUCCGGCAGCCUCAGCAGCGCCUCCUCCUGGUACAGCAGCAGCAGCCGCUCGGCCAGCCGCAGCUCUUCCCGCAGCCGCAGUUAUUCCCGCAGCCGCAGCCGCAGCCGCAGCCGCAGCCGCAGCCGGACCCGCACGAGCAGUGGCUCCAGCUCGCGCAGCCCCAGCCUGGGCUCCCGGAGCCGGAGCCGGAGCCGGAGCUACAGCUCAGCAGACAGCUACUCCAGCACGAGGCGCUAAGCAAGGGCCCUCCCUUGAGCCGGCUGCCUGCAGCGGGGCCCCUUUCACUCUGCCAGCCUCUCCCCCUUCCCUGCCCACCCUGCCUUCUCCUUGGGGACGGACCUUGCGGGCUCCUGGACCCUGUCCUUCCUGCUCUCCUGGGGAGGAGGAAAAGAGGGUACGGGGCCUUCAGCCUCUAUGUCAAGCCGCUAGGAGCCUCCACCAGCACCACCCCCGGGGCUCAACUCGGGCCUGGGCGGAUGGAGAGAACCACCCUCUGUUGGCACAAAAAACCUCAAGGUUCUGUAAGAAGCAAUGGGUCCGUGACUCCAACGCUUGGGCCUAGCCAGGAAAACAGAGUUCUGCUCACCCACUGCUCCUGGGAUGCCUAUGGAGGCACCUGCCCUCAUUCUCCCCUCAUUCAGCCUCCUGAGCGGGUGUGUGAACCCUCGUGGGAUGGGAGGUGAUGAGAGGAAACCAAGGGCAGUUAGGCCCAGGAGAGGGGGUCAGGCCUUUCACACACGCACGCACGCACACACACGCACACGCACGCACACACACGCGCACGCACGCACACACCCCACGAAACAGGCCGGAGCAGAAGUAGAAGGCAAUCAGAGGGGGGAGAGAAGGGAUCUGAGUAGGGAUCACGGAGGUUUCAGUGGGGAGGAAGUGUCAGGAGAGAGGAAAGGGGUUCUCUGGUUGUGAGCAUAGACGCAAAAGGGCAGGGGUCAUUCUGCAGCAC
Molecule: messenger RNA, 2539 nt
Organism: Callorhinus ursinus (northern fur seal)
Lineage: Eukaryota; Metazoa; Chordata; Mammalia; Carnivora; Otariidae
Source: RefSeq, a predicted model, not a curated record